This is a messenger RNA of Vitis vinifera (wine grape), 2668 nucleotides long. RefSeq lists its product as uncharacterized. Lineage: Eukaryota; Viridiplantae; Streptophyta; Magnoliopsida; Vitales; Vitaceae. Gene Ontology annotation, molecular function: protein binding. The coding region runs from base 178 to 2427 and encodes 749 amino acids. The record is from RefSeq and is a predicted model, not a curated record. The transcript is spliced from 5 exons.
AAGACUACUCCAGCAACCAUCACCAACCACAUUUUCAUAAAUCCCGUGGCAUCAUCAUGCUUAAGGGCAUCCUCAAAUGGUAUUAAAGGGACUUUGCAGUGACUGUGGAACCACCCCCACCAAAUCCCUCACUUCUAAAGCCUUCUGCUCUGCUCUCACUCUCCAAAGACGGCUUUCAUGGAGGAUACCAAACGAAAGGAUCGCAUUGCAGAACUGUACCAAGCUUUGAAGAAAAAAAACAAGUAUCUGUCCCAAAUCAACCUUGAUCAGCCUCUUGAAGACCCAUUGCAGACAAUUAGCAAUAUUUACGACAACACAUUCCUUCAUCUGGCCAUUCGCUUCAAACAAAAGGAUAUGGUAGAAGAGUUACUCAUGAAAUUGCUGCCUAGAGAAGGAAACCCUCCACUUUGGAAUAUAAAAAACAAGGAAGGCAACACUAUACUCCACGAACUAGCCUGCAGCGAUUCUAUGAAGAAUCUGGCACAGGAGGCGUUGAAGAUCUGUAAGGACAAAGAUUCGGAGUUGCUAACUGCGCGUAACGAGUUAGGAGAGACGCCUAUUUUUUGUGCAGCCCGCCAUGGUCAAACUGAAAUGUUUCAGUUUCUGGCUGAGGAAAUGAAUUUAAACAAAAGAAGUGAAGAUGAAGUUAAACACCAUUUGCAGAGGCGUGAUAACACAACAGUUCUUCAUAUUUCCAUCACGACUGAGUGUUUUGGUUUAGCCCACUUCAUUGCGAAGAGCUACAAAUGUUUAAUAGAAGAAAUGGAUGAAGACUCCAUGACUGCUCUUCGGUAUAUCACAUGCAAUUCAAGAGCAUUUGGAAAGCAAAAAAUAGGAAAACGAGAAUUCAUAGUGGAUAUCAUUGAAUCUAAAUCAGAUCAGAAACAAGGACUUAGAGAUGUGAUAAGUGCAGCGAUAAAGGAACUCAUCGACUCCGAUUGGAGCCUUGAAGAGGCAGUGAAGAAAAGUGACGAAAGAAUGCAUUGUGAGAAACUCGCCCAGAUUUUGGUAAAGGAGGAUACUUCAUGGCGUGCUAGUGGUGAUGACCAAAACACAGUAGAAACGGCCUCUGAAUUGUCCCAAAAACAGGAAGGGAAAAUCUCUCCAGGAAGUACUUCGACUAGUGAGUAUAACAAAAGCGUUGAAAAUCCAUUAUUGUUGGCAACAAUAUCAAACAUCCCAGAGAUUGUCAAAGCAAUACUCGAUUGCCAACCUCAAUUGCUUGGGCAUACUAAUAAGUACUGUGAAGAAAAUCCAUUAUUUUUGGCAACAAUAUCAAACAUUUCAGAGAUUGUCAAAGCAAUACUCGAUCGCCAUCCUCAAACCAACAAGAAGAGCCACGAAGAUUUAUUAUUUUUGGCAACAAUGUCUAACACUCCACAGAUUGUCAGACAGAUACUCAUUCAUCAUCCUCAGGCCAUUGAGCAUACUAAUAAGGAGGGAAUGAAUAUAUUACAUGUGGCAAUCCUUUACCGUCAUGAUCAAAUUUUUGAUAUGGUGGUAGAAGAGUUUGAAGUACUUUCAAGAAGGCUAUUAUCAGCUACAGAUAAUGAAGGGAACUCAUUACUACAUAUGGUUGGCAAAAAAAAAAAAAGUGAAGUCCGUGAAAAGAUGCAAAACCCUGCACUCCAGCUACGAACAGAGUUUGUGUUAUUUAAGAAAGUGAAGAAAGCUUGUCAGGUGCAUGUCGCCAAGCCUCUCAACAAAGAGAACAAGACUGCUGAAGAAUUAUUUGCUACUAGGAAUGAGAAACUCCAUAAGGAAGCCAAGGAAUGGCUAAUGCGCACCACUGAGAAUUGCACCCUUCUUUCUGUUUUCAUAGCCACAGUUGCCUUUGCAGCAGCCUAUACCGUACCAGGAGGUCCUGAUCAAAAUACCGGUAUUCCAAUCCUUAACUGCAAACCCUUCUUUGUGGUUUUCAUUUUAGCUGAUUUGAUCUCCCUCACUUGGGCUUUGAGAUCUGUGGGUAUAUUUCUCUCCAUCCUUCAAUCCUCAUUCCUAUUAGAAGACUUCGAGAAACAUCUUUUUAAGAAGCUGAUACAUGGAAUUAUAUGUUUGACGCUCUCGGUCUUAAUGAUGGCGGUGGCAUUUGGAGCAACAAUCAUCCUGAUAAUGGAACAUAAUUGGAAAAAGGCUGUUUGGCAUGUUGUUGCAUUCCUUCCUGUGCCCAUUUUUUUCCUCUCAUAUUCACCUCUAUUUUCAGCAGUCCUGCGAACUGGCCCAGGAAAAUUGUUCAAAAAAGUUUUAAAAGCCAUCAAAGCUGUUGCUCUUGUGGCUCUAAUAAUCCUUCUUGGCGUCAUUAUUCAUAUCUGUAGAGCUUGCAGGAAACUGUUCAAUUCUGUAGCAAAGGCUUGUGGGUAUAAAUCCCAUCCCAAAUCCGAUACCCAAUCUCCUCAGCAAACUGCAGAUCCAGGUGCUGAAGUUUGAAAGGACAAACAGAAACUCUUUUCAGAGCACGUGCAUGGAUGAAUUGUCUUCUCCUUUCCUAUAUAUUUUCAAGUAGUAACAGAGCAUGUCUGUGUAAAGUUGAUUAGCAUAUUGAGAACGUAGUAUCAGUUGAUGACUCAUUAUGAUGCAUGUGUGUUUUAAAUUUUAAUUUUAGAGACCGUUAUUAUGAUUUAACUACAUAAUUUUAUUAUUUGUUUUUAGUAUUGCUUUCCUUUAUCAA